This is a messenger RNA of Drosophila gunungcola (fruit fly), 3825 nucleotides long. RefSeq names its product protein argonaute-2 (gene AGO1). The record is from RefSeq and is a predicted model, not a curated record. Gene Ontology annotation, molecular function: RNA binding; protein binding. Lineage: Eukaryota; Metazoa; Arthropoda; Insecta; Diptera; Drosophilidae.
AUUUUAUUCAAUUCCAAAACGGCCAACCUAUAAGUUGUGUUUGUGCAAAUUUCGCGCGUUUGCAAGUUUUUGUAGUUCGCUUCCGAUUCUUAUACAUAACGAUCUCAAGCGAUCUCCUCUGCCGAAUAUAAAAUACAGAUAUAUCCAGAUCUGCAUGCUGGAAAGUAACGCCAGUUACGGUUUAAAUACAGUCAAGACGCGAACCCCACUCAACUCCUUAAUGAGUUUCCCUCAAAUAAACGGAAUUCGUAAUAAAAAACGUCCGAUUUGGCGCUGAUAAAGCUGAUAAGGAACGCAGCCAAAGUCAGCUGCAUUUUACGAUAAGAAGCAGCGACGCCGCCUCAAACUGACGCCGACACCGACUAAAAUGUCCACGGAGCGUGAGCUGGCUCCCGGUGGGCCAGCUCAGCUCCACCCGCACACGUUGCCCCUGACGUUCCCGGAUCUCCAGAUGACCUCCGCCGUUGGCAUUAUCGGAAAGGUCUACGAGUCACAGUGGACCCCCUCGCCCACUCGGCCUCAGAGUCCCUCUCAGGCGCAGACUAGCUUCGACACGCUCACAUCACCACCAGCGCCCGGCUCGUCGGUCAAUCCCACCGCAGUCACUAGCCCAAGUGCCCAGAAUGUGGCCGCUGGUGGAGCAACUGUGGCUGGUGCAGCUGCAACCGCCGCCCAGGUGGCCUCCGCCUUGGGCGCCACCACCGGCAGCGUGACACCAGCGAUUGCAACCGCCACGCCAGCCACUCAACCGGAUAUGCCCGUUUUCACGUGCCCACGCCGGCCGAAUCUCGGACGAGAAGGACGUCCGAUUGUGCUCCGGGCCAAUCACUUCCAGGUGACAAUGCCGCGUGGCUAUGUUCACCACUACGACAUCAACAUUCAGCCAGACAAGUGUCCGCGAAAGGUCAACCGUGAAAUUAUCGAGACCAUGGUGCAUGCUUACAGCAAGAUCUUCGGCGUGCUCAAGCCGGUGUUUGAUGGCCGCAACAAUCUAUACACCCGCGAUCCAUUGCCCAUCGGCAACGAACGUCUGGAGUUGGAAGUGACUCUGCCCGGCGAGGGAAAGGAUCGCAUCUUUCGCGUUACGAUCAAGUGGCAGGCUCAGGUCUCGCUAUUUAAUCUGGAGGAGGCUCUGGAAGGCCGAACCCGGCAGAUACCUUACGACGCCAUUCUCGCCCUGGACGUGGUCAUGCGCCAUCUGCCCAGUAUGACGUACACGCCGGUAGGACGCAGCUUCUUCAGCUCUCCCGAUGGUUAUUACCAUCCCUUGGGUGGCGGUCGCGAGGUGUGGUUCGGUUUCCAUCAGAGCGUUAGGCCCUCGCAGUGGAAGAUGAUGCUCAACAUCGAUGUCUCGGCCACCGCUUUUUACAAGGCUCAACCAGUCAUUGACUUUAUGUGUGAGGUGCUGGACAUUCGCGACAUCAACGAGCAGCGCAAACCGCUCACUGACUCCCAGCGCGUCAAGUUCACCAAGGAGAUCAAGGGUCUGAAGAUCGAAAUUACCCACUGCGGCCAGAUGCGUCGCAAGUAUCGUGUGUGCAACGUCACCCGGCGUCCCGCACAGAUGCAAUCUUUCCCACUGCAGCUGGAAAACGGACAGACCGUAGAGUGCACCGUGGCCAAGUAUUUCCUGGAUAAGUACCGCAUGAAGCUGCGAUAUCCGCAUUUGCCCUGCCUUCAGGUGGGACAGGAGCACAAACACACCUAUCUGCCCCUGGAAGUGUGCAACAUUGUGGCCGGGCAGCGGUGCAUCAAGAAGCUGACCGAUAUGCAGACCUCGACCAUGAUCAAGGCCACCGCCCGUUCAGCACCGGAUCGCGAGCGUGAGAUUAACAAUUUGGUCAAGCGGGCCGACUUCAACAACGACUCGUAUGUACAGGAGUUCGGUCUGACCAUUUCCAAUUCGAUGAUGGAGGUGCGAGGACGCGUUUUGCCGCCGCCAAAGCUUCAGUAUGGGGGACGUGUGUCUACCGGGAUCACCGGCCAGCAACUGUUUCCGCCACAGAACAAGGUGAGCUUGGCUUCGCCCAACCAGGGUGUGUGGGAUAUGCGAGGCAAGCAGUUCUUCACCGGCGUGGAGAUUCGUAUCUGGGCCAUAGCGUGCUUUGCUCCCCAGCGCACUGUGCGCGAGGACGCGCUGCGUAACUUUACCCAGCAGCUGCAGAAGAUCUCAAACGAUGCCGGCAUGCCGAUUAUUGGCCAGCCGUGCUUCUGCAAAUACGCCACCGGGCCGGAUCAGGUGGAGCCGAUGUUCCGCUACUUGAAAAUUACCUUUCCGGGGCUGCAGCUCGUCGUGGUAGUGCUACCGGGUAAGACUCCGGUUUAUGCAGAGGUAAAGCGAGUGGGAGACACCGUCCUGGGCAUGGCUACCCAGUGUGUGCAGGCCAAAAACGUGAACAAGACGUCGCCGCAGACACUGUCAAAUCUUUGUCUUAAGAUCAACGUUAAGUUGGGCGGCAUCAAUUCGAUCCUCGUGCCGUCCAUCAGGCCGAAGGUUUUCAACGAACCGGUUAUUUUCUUGGGUGCUGAUGUAACACACCCACCAGCUGGCGACAACAAAAAACCAUCGAUUGCCGCCGUCGUGGGCUCAAUGGAUGCCCAUCCGUCUCGCUACGCCGCUACCGUUCGGGUGCAACAGCACCGCCAAGAAAUUAUCCAGGAGCUGAGCAGCAUGGUGCGCGAGCUUCUGAUCAUGUUCUACAAGUCAACAGGCGGCUAUAAGCCCCACCGCAUCAUUCUCUAUCGCGACGGUGUCUCCGAGGGUCAGUUCCCGCAUGUUCUGCAGCACGAGUUGACCGCCAUUCGGGAGGCCUGCAUCAAGCUGGAGCCCGAAUACCGACCAGGCAUCACGUUCAUCGUGGUGCAGAAGCGCCAUCACACGCGUCUUUUCUGCGCCGAGAAGAAGGAGCAGAGCGGCAAGUCGGGCAACAUUCCCGCAGGCACCACCGUCGAUGUGGGCAUCACACAUCCCACCGAAUUCGAUUUCUAUCUGUGCAGCCACCAGGGCAUCCAGGGCACCAGUCGUCCGUCUCACUACCACGUUCUGUGGGACGACAAUCACUUUGACUCGGACGAGCUGCAGUGUCUCACGUACCAGCUGUGCCACACAUACGUGCGGUGCACCCGAUCCGUCAGCAUACCGGCGCCAGCCUACUACGCCCAUUUAGUGGCCUUCCGUGCCAGAUACCAUCUGGUGGAAAAGGAGCACGACUCCGGCGAAGGCUCGCACCAGAGCGGCUGCUCCGAGGAUCGCACGCCAGGCGCCAUGGCCAGAGCCAUCACUGUGCACGCUGACACCAAGAAGGUCAUGUACUUUGCCUAAAAAGUAUCACCCCAUAUACCAACACCAAAAAGCUAAGGAAUACAAAAUCAGUUUCGAAAUUCAAUUCGAAUAAGCUACUCCCCCCACUUCCUUCCCUCAGAUCAGCAAGCGGAUGAAUGCCAACCCUAGAAAUAUAGAAUUAAGCUACAUUUUACGUUGAGACAGCGCGAUGGGAGGUUAACCAACGAGAAUACGAAGAUCUUGCAUGCAUUAGUUAUUUAGUAAGCAAAAGAAAAUCCCACAAAGACAGAAAAACACCACUCAUCCACACACAACGCAGAAAGCACACAGUGAGAAAUUGUAGGAAUAGGCAAUCGAAUGUUAUGCACAAGUUUGCGCAACCGAAGAAAAAUAAACGAACCCGAAAGUGAAAUGUGAGAAUUCUCAAAAGCAAGCGUAGCAAACAAAUUGAAAGCAAAUAGUAAAUCAACUAAAGGGAACAAAAACUACGACAGCAACACCAACCAACAUCAGAUAACAAAAAAAAAAAAGAAAAAAGAAAA